Molecule: messenger RNA, 943 nt
Organism: Leptidea sinapis
Lineage: Eukaryota; Metazoa; Arthropoda; Insecta; Lepidoptera; Pieridae
Exons: 2
Coding region: 8-943 (311 amino acids)
Source: RefSeq, a predicted model, not a curated record
GUCAUUAAUGACAACAUUCAGAAUGCAUCACAAAAAGAAAACUCAAUCAAUAAAAUCAGGAAUGGGUGAAGAUGAACGAUAUGAUCCUAUUUGGCCGUAUUACGAGCCUCUCGAAGCUUUUUUAAAGGAUGUCUAUGUAUGCUCCAGUGUGAUUAACACUGAGGAAAAGAUUAUACAGGAUUCGUCAUCGACACGUGACUACGAAACAGAGGCAGAAACCGACUUCAAUCGUCCCGUUAUUGAAAGUGACACAUCUCAAGAUGGGAAUACGAGUACUAAAUCAAAAAUUACUGCUGUUUCAACUCAAAAGCGCCGUUCGAAAAAUCCACCAGAGUUAUCAGAGGCCAGCAAGGAGGUGGCAAAUGCUUUUGGCACAUUAAACAGAGUGCUUGAUAAUAAAACUGCAAGACAUGAUGAUGAUUGUGAUCUAUAUGCUAAACAUCUUGCCACAAAAUUAAGAAAAUUUCCAGAAUAUGAAAGAGAAGAAAUUAUGUUAGAGAUUGAUAGCAUGUUGAUAAAAAGACGUCGAGGUAGCCAAAAUACUAUUACUGAUUCCACUAAUAUGAAUCGUUCAUCCUCCUCACAAAGUUCUUAUCGCUCAAACUGUUCUCGCUCAUCUCCUUCACCACACUACCGACCCAACUCAGCACAGUCCAUCCUUCCAACUUACGUUACUAUUCCCAAUCAAUCUCCGCAUAACCCAUCCCAUUCACCGCAGUAUGUUUUUAAUGAACCCCAAACUCAACGUAUUCGGAUAUUGUCUAAUGAUAAAAUAUAUUCACAAUCACAACUAAUGCAGUCUUCAUCUGCUCAAAGGCUACAAACAGCAUCUCCAGAACUACCUGUUGAACUUCAUUUACCAGAAUUAUCUGAUAGAACGUACGACCAGUCUCAGUCUUUAGAGACUCAAAAUAUAAUAUAUCAGGCAUAUGGAGGCGCAUAA